AUACAGCUAGUAUGAGAAAUGGUAUGAGCAUGAGACUUGUGUGUAGUCAUUGUAUAGUCUAUAAUCUGGGCGUACAAAUCGAUUACAAGGUAAAUUAACAGGUUUCCUUUUCUACUUCUUUUCGGAUACAACGAAUGCACCUGUUUUCUCAAUGUUAUGCAUCGUUGUUUGGAUUUAAUUUGAGAACCGUUUUGGUUUGCGAUUCUGGGCCGCUGACUGCCGUUUGCGAAUGUGAGAGAGAAAAACUGGAGAUAUUAACUUGAUGGUGCUUUUCGAUUGGAGUUUUGUAAGGACUUUUUCUCGGUGAGGAGUGGAGAGCGGAUAUCAGCUAUGGAUCGUCGGGGGACCGUCGGGGUAGUAGCUUUCACUUUCCUGGCUGCGACGUGGCGCCACGUUCAAGCCGCUUGCACCGUACCUUCACCCGCAGCGGGCACUCGGCACAACGGAACCCUACAGGUCUACCAAUCCGGUGCUGUUCUCUCCUUCAGCUGUGAUACCGGCUACAAGGCCAACUUCAACCCGCCUACCAUCACCUGUCUCGACACUAAUAAAUGGAAUCCAGCUAAUGUCUCAUGUGAUCUAGACGUUUUGUCUCUCGUGAUCGCCAUCGUCGUAGCCUUGGUGGGCAUCAUCGUCUUCGUCUUAGCCAUUCUUUGGUUGAAGAAGAGAAGGUCUGAGAGGGACUCGAGGCGAAUCCGCAAGAAGAGGGCCAGCUCCAAUAAAUACGCCAACUAUGAGCCUCGACGUUCGACGACCAGGAAUGGCCUCGUCAACCACGGUAUGACCGACAUCGAGAUGGAUAACAUGGGUCAACCGAUGCGGAGCAACGGGAGCAUGACAUCGAGGAAUGGUACCAAUGGACACACCAAUGGUCUCCUGUGGAGUCCUCCAUCCGCUCAUGGGACCGUCACCCAGGACGAUGAGUUCGCCGUCCUUCAACGCAGCCGAAAGUCAUCGGGCACCUCGAGGUCCAGCCGCACCGACAACAUGCCCAUGAACACGCCCAGCGGCGUCCAACUCAACCCCAACAUCGGCGACGUCGAGUUCGGCGCGGCGAACGUGAACAUGCAAAACUUCAAGGGCAUCGGGUCGACCAUGAACGCCAUGGCACCUCCGACGCUGAUCGCCAACUCGAUGGACAUGUCCCUGCCCAUGCCGGAUUCGAUGAGCCCAAGAUCGACGGAGGACGACGUUGACAAGGCGGAGGACUACGGCGAUCUCUACGCGUCCGUCGACAUGUCGAAGAAGACAAAGAGCGUGAAGGGAGGCAACAACAACAACUCAAACGGCGGCGUAAGAUCUACGGUCGCGGCGACGAUCGAAAGCGACGAUUACUCGGUGGUCGGGUCCUCCAGCAGUUUCAGUGCGCACGAGGAGGCUCUGGCGGGCGACUCGCCGUACUCGGAAGUCAAGACAGGCGAGUUCGACGAAAUGGACGACGAUGGCGACUACGCUGUAGUCAAACGCGCCGAGGAAACGCCCAAAGAAGUCGCCGAGGAUGAUGACCCCUUUGGGCAGAUAUACGCUAAGGUUAAAAAGUAGGCUGAUGAACAUGUUAGAUCUUAUGGAAAGAACAUGGAACCGGAAACAUGACGAUCAAUAUAAUGUCUUAUAAUAGACGCAGACAGUCAAUGUCAUUGUUAAUACCGGUAGGCUUUUUUUCUGGUGUAAGCAAGCAGUUUUGAAAUACGGAUACAAUCGAACUUGUCGUUACAGCUCUUUGUUUUCUAAUGUAUUGCGGAAUAAACUGAACUUUGCUUGAUGACUGUCAGUGUACAUGAUGUAUGGGAUAGUUACCUGGAAAAUUAUCGAAGCGAAUUCUAUGCAUAAUUUCUUUUAGUAAUCAUUAUACUUGUUUUGUAUCAAAGAACGUUAUAUAUUUCUACUGAAAAGCAUUUAUAUUCAUAAUUUGAUACAUGUAUUGCGAACAUAUUUCAUUUUGAUAGGUAGUUUGCGUAUAAUCUCAUUCGAAUGCUGUAUUUUGUAUAUUUUAACGUUUUGUAAACAUGGUAGCGGAGAGAGCUACAUUCGGGGGACUCUACUCAUUUCGUUUUUUAAUUUGUCCUCGGCGGGAAUUAUCUUAGUAGCGUGACGUAGGGAGGAAAUGGCGCCCAGAACAUGAACACUAAUACACGAAAAGGUGCUUUCUUUAACCAACUGAUGUCGAUCAUUAUGAGUUGAAGUAUUCAAAUUAAGAUAUUGUUUACAUAGAACUUAUGGAAAAUCAUGAAAAUGAUUUUGAUGAGGCACUUCACACAAAACUAGAAUCUGAAUUUGACAACACAAAAUGAAUAGACGCGAGGGAGCAGAAGGACCCAGCGUUCAAUUACCCUAACUGGGGAGGGGGAGCAAACUUGGAUAUAUAUAUAUAUAUAUAUACGAGAAGAACAAAAGCGAACAACUUUUUUUUCCUGUUUAAAAUAACUUAUACUCAAUUCAGUCUUUUAGAUGUUAUUCUUCCAUUACAGAAACUUGUGAUUUUGUGUGUGUAAAUCCUGAUAGCACUAUGAGAAAACUGGUAGAAAGUAUAUACAAAUGUCGGAUCAAGCAUUAUUCAAUUUUUGCAUUAUUCAAUUCACGCAUGAUCAACCAUCUGUAAUAAAUCACAGAGCCUAGCUAUACAGUAUGUCAACUUAGCCUCACUGUGCAGAAACUGUUACGCACAGCGACUGAAAA
Molecule: messenger RNA, 2676 nt
Organism: Strongylocentrotus purpuratus (purple sea urchin)
Lineage: Eukaryota; Metazoa; Echinodermata; Echinoidea; Camarodonta; Strongylocentrotidae
Exons: 5
Coding region: 331-1542 (403 amino acids)
Source: RefSeq, a predicted model, not a curated record